AUAUCAAGAUGUUGGAAAUAACUUUACUGUUCCUAUUCUUCAUCCUACUUUCCAGGGUUUCGUUCGUUCUGGUUUGAGUUUUCUGAUUUCUCGUGAUCUGCUUAACAAACAAAGAAUGACCACCGCUUUCGCUCGCUUGUUCUCCUCUGUAUCUAACCCUGUUCUUCACCACACCAGAUCCGACCACCUGACUCGCUCUGUUUCCAACUCAGUGACGCGGUUCUUCUGCUCCCCCUCGACUCAGCAGCACCACCACCACGAAAACCCAAUUAGGGAACAAGCACAGUCUCCUGGAGAAUCUCUCAAUGAUGAGAGCAAACGAAGCAAAGAGGAAGAAGAAGAAGACGAAGAUGGCGACGACGUGAACAAAGAAACGGGUGAAAUCGGUGGGCCCAAAGGGCCUGAGCCCACAAGGUAAGGAUGCUGCAGGAGCCUCUGGGGGCCUGUGACCAACAUUCUCUUGUGUUGAUUCAAAUUGUCCUAACUUGGGCUACAGUGCUCCGAUUUGAGCGCGGUUUGAAGCCACGCAUAGCUAAUGAAGAAACCUACAAUAUAGUAGAAGUUGUGAAUUAAAUAAGAAGUAAAUUAAUGGUUUAAAAAUGGAAAAUGAACAUGAUGUUAAGCUUAAUUUAUCUAUUUCCGCAAGGUAAUAUGGUUAUGAUCACGAAAUUGGGUAUUAUAAGUUCGGUAUGUUUUAAAAUGAAAAAUUUAUCCGGAUUUUAAUUGAACCCAUGUAAUUGUAACUGCGCUUAAUAUCAUAAUGCGAUGUUAACAAACCGGUUCUAGAACGAGGUGUUACAUAAUCGAAUCAUGGUUAAAUAUUUAUCUAAUGAAGGAAAAGUUAUGAUUCCACUCUCCUUAUUUGAUCGAAGGUAUUUGAUACAAUUAUCAUUGAUGAGCCUCAAACGUAAUCGUGUGGAAAAAAUUUGAAUAUUUUUUUUUAUUAUUAUUAUAAAUUUUGUGUGGAAGCCUUAUGUGCUAAUAUUCUAUAAGUUUCUGCAUUGCUUUUGGGAGUAGGAUUUCAAAUACAGUAGUUGUUGUUCUUCCUAAUAUAACGAGUCAGAUGUUUUGGUGUGGCGCAUGUUUUCCCUUCGAGCGCGGAACAUGGAAGAGGUGCAACAUUUGGUUGGGUUUUCUCAUGAUCUUGAUUGUACGAUAAUGGUCACAGUUACUACUCGACACCAUCUUUGCUUUCUUAUGGUGUAUUAGCAGGAGGUUUGUUUGGGCAACAUGAUGUUUGAGAAUGUCUC
Molecule: messenger RNA, 1250 nt
Organism: Gastrolobium bilobum
Lineage: Eukaryota; Viridiplantae; Streptophyta; Magnoliopsida; Fabales; Fabaceae
Exons: 2
Coding region: 116-418 (100 amino acids)
Biological process (GO): mitochondrial respiratory chain complex II assembly
Cellular component (GO): mitochondrion
Source: RefSeq, a predicted model, not a curated record